Postia placenta MAD-698-R-SB12 is the source of this 1183-nucleotide messenger RNA. RefSeq lists its product as hypothetical. The transcript has 5 exons. Gene Ontology annotation, molecular function: protein serine/threonine kinase activity; ATP binding. The record is from RefSeq and is a predicted model, not a curated record. Gene Ontology annotation, cellular component: cytoplasm; nucleus. The coding region runs from base 98 to 1183 and encodes 361 amino acids. Gene Ontology annotation, biological process: peptidyl-serine phosphorylation; signal transduction; endocytosis. Lineage: Eukaryota; Fungi; Basidiomycota; Agaricomycetes; Polyporales; Adustoporiaceae.
AUCCUCGUUUUCAACCUACUUUUCCCUAUCCUUUCCCUCGACUCCCAUCCCUUUCAGUCUCUUCAUUGUACGACCUUCAGAUUGAGUACUUCACGACAUGGCCGACGCAUCCUCCCAUAGACUUGAUUUGCGAGUUGGUGGGAAAUACAGGCUAGGCAAGAAGAUUGGGUCAGGCUCGUUCGGCGAUAUCUACCUGGGGAUCAACGUGAUCUCGGGCGAAGAGGUGGCCAUCAAGCUUGAGUCCGUCAAGGCAAAGCACCCGCAGCUCGAGUAUGAAUCCAAGGUUUACAAGACGUUGGCUGGCGGUGUUGGUGUUCCCUUCGUUCGAUGGUUCGGAACAGAAUGUGAUUACAACGCUAUGGUCAUCGACCUCCUUGGGCCCUCCUUGGAGGACCUGUUCAACUUCUGCAACCGUCGCUUCAGCCUGAAGACUGUCCUAUUGCUGGCUGAUCAGCUGAUCUCGCGGAUCGAGUACAUUCACUCCCGCAACUUCAUUCAUCGCGAUAUCAAACCUGACAACUUCCUUAUGGGCAUUGGCAAGCGUGGCAACCAGGUUAACGUCAUCGACUUUGGUCUUGCGAAGAAGUACCGCGACCCGAAGACUCACUUGCACAUCCCGUACAGGGAGAACAAGAACCUCACGGGUACCGCUCGGUACACCUCGAUCAAUACUCACUUGGGUGUUGAGCAGGCACGCCGCGAUGAUCUGGAGUCACUCGCAUAUGUGCUCAUGUAUUUCCUCCGUGGGUCGCUGCCGUGGCAAGGUUUGAAGGCCGCGACAAAGAAGCAGAAAUACGAUAGGAUCAUGGAAAAGAAGAUGACUACCCCGACGGACCUCCUCUGCCGUGGCUUCCCGAAUGAGUUUGGGAUUUUCCUCAACUACACCCGUGCCCUCCGCUUUGACGACAAGCCCGAUUACUCCUACCUUCGCAAGCUCUUCCGCGACCUCUUCGUUCGCGAGGGAUAUCAGUACGACUACGUCUUCGACUGGAGCGUGCACCGCGACCAGGGAGAAGGUGCCAGCUCUAGCGUCAAGGCGGGUGGCCGCCGCAAGAUUGUGCAAGAAGAGGAGGACACUCAGCCGCGCAUGCCGGACCGCAUGCUUCGCUCUCACACCCGUCAGCAGCAACAGGCGGCUGCCGGUGCAAUUGGUCAGCAGCGCAUUCAGCGAGGUGACUGGUAA